Molecule: messenger RNA, 11289 nt
Organism: Fraxinus pennsylvanica
Lineage: Eukaryota; Viridiplantae; Streptophyta; Magnoliopsida; Lamiales; Oleaceae
Source: the annotation of a GenBank genome assembly
AUGAAGUUGAAGCGUAGGAGGGCACUUGAAGUGCCUCCAAAGAUUAAAUCCUUCAUCAGCAGUGUUACGGCUACCCCACUUGAAAAUAUAGAAGAACCCUUAAAAACUUUUGUUUGGGAGUUUGACAAGGGAGAUUUCCAUCAUUGGGUUGAUUUAUUUAAUCACUUUGAUACCUUUUUUGAGAAAUACGUAAAAUCAAGAAAAGAUUUGCAACUUGAGGACAACCUUUUGGAAUCUGAUCCUCCCUUCCCGAGGGAUUCUGUUCUUCAGAUUCUCCGCGUCAUUAGAAUAAUAUUAGAGAACUGCAGCAAUAAGCACUUCUACAGCUCAUAUGAGCAUCACUUAUCGUCUCUGCUUGCUUCAACUGAUGUGGAUGUUGUCGGGGCAUGCCUGCAGACUUUGGCUGCUUUUUUGAAGAAGACCAUUGGAAAGUACAUUAUAAGAGACGCAUUUCUAAAUUCAAGAUUACUUGCUUUUGCACAGGGUUGGGGGGGAAAAGAAGAAGGUCUUGGAUUAAUUUCUUGUGUGAUACCAAAUGGAAUUGACCCAAUUGCGUACCAGUUGGCUUGCACCCUGCAUUUUGAGUUUUAUGCAGUGGAUGAAUCUUCGAGUGACACUAUUUCAACAGAACAUCCCACCAAAGGCUUACAAAUCAUACAUUUGCCUGACGUUAACACCAAACUAGAGUCUGAUCUUGAACUUUUGAAUAAUUUAGUUGUAGAAUAUAAAGUUCCUCAAAGUUUGAGAUUUUCUCUUUUGACAAGAUUGCGAUUUGCUAGGGGAUUUAGCUCCCUUGCUUCACGGCAACAGUACACAUGCAUCCGCCUGUAUGCUUUUAUAGUUCUUGUUCAAGCUUGUGGUGACACUGAUGACCUGGUUUCUUUUUUCAACACCGAGCCAGAGUUCAUCAAUGAAUUGGUUGCCUUGUUGAGCUAUGAAGACACAGUUCCUGAAAAAAUUCGAAUUUUGAGUCUUCUUUCCUUGGUUACCCUUUGUCAAGAUAGGUCACGCCAGCCUACUGUAUUGACUGCUGUAACAUCUGGAGGGCACCGUGGUAUUCUAUCCAGCCUCAUGCAAAAAGUUAUUGACUCAGUUGUUAGUAAUUCAUCAAAGUGGUCUGUUGUUUUUGCCGAGGCUCUGUUAUCUCUUGUUACUGUUUUGGUGUCGUCUUCAUCUGGUUGCUCAGCUAUGCGUGAAGCAGGAUUUAUACCAACUCUUCUUCCUCUACUCAAAGAUACUGAUCCACAGCACUUGCAUUUGGUUAGCACGGCUGUACAUGUUCUUGAAGCAUUUAUGGAUUAUAGUAAUCCAGCCGCUGCGCUUUUCAGAGACUUGGGAGGUUUAGAUGAUACAAUAUCACGCUUAAAGGUAGAAGUGUCUCAUGUUGACAAUGCUUCAAAUCCUCAGAGUACUUCUGUUGACCUAGACAGUUUGGACUGUACUGGUUCUCUAGUAGUUACAGAUACUUCUCCUGAGCUAGAUAGUUUGCAGCCUCUUUAUUCAGAAGCCCUGGUUGCAUAUCAUCGCCGAUCAUUGAUGAAAGCCUUACUUCGUGCUAUAUCUUUGGGAACCUAUGCUCCUGGAACCACUGCUCGUAUUUAUGGUUCAGAAGAAAGCUUGUUGCCCCAUUGCUUAUGUAUUAUUUUUAAAAGAGCCAAAGAUUUUGGUGGUGGGGUAUUUUCACUUGCAGCAACUGUUAUGAGUGAUCUCAUUCACAAAGAUCCUACCUGCUUUUCUGUCUUAGAAGCAGCUGGUAUUCCUUCUGCGUUUAUGGAUGCUAUAAUGGAUGGUGUUCUUUGUUCCGCUGAAGCUAUUGCUUGCAUACCACAGUGUCUUGAUGCCUUGUGUUUGAACAACAAUGGGCUACAGGCCGUGAAAGAUCACAAUGCUUUGAGGUGCUUUGUGAAAGUUUUUACUUCCAAAACAUACUUGCGUGCCCUUACUGGUGAUACUCCGGGUUCCUUGUCCAGUGGUCUGGAUGAACUAAUGCGUCAUGCUUCAUCAUUACGGGAACCAGGAGUUGAUAUGCUGAUUGAAAUUCUGAACAGUAUUGCAAAAAUUGGAUCUGGACUUGAAUCUACAUCUCUGUCAACAGAUCAUCCAAGCUGCUCUCAACCUGUUCCCAUGGAAACUGAAGCUGAGAAUAGAGAUAUUGUUUCUUCAGAUGACAGAGAUUCAUGCAGGGCUGAAAGUUGUGAACAGUCACUUGAAUCAUCUUCUGAUGCCUCGCUAUCGAAUGUGGAAUCUUUUUUACCUGAUUGUAUAAGCAACGUUGCUCGUCUACUUGAAACAAUUCUUCAGAACUCGGAUACAUGCCGAAUUUUUGUCGAGAAGAAGGGAGUUGAAUGUGUUCUCCAGUUGUUCACUUUGCCUCUUUUGCCUCUUUCAAUUGCUCUUGGUCAAAGUAUAUCUGUUGCAUUUAAGAACUUCUCUCCUCAGCAUUCUGCUUCGCUUGCUCAGGCAGUUUGUGCCUUCCUGAGAGAACAUUCAAAGUCAAUAAAUGAACUUUUGACUUCAGUCGGAGGGUCCCAGCUAGCUCAGGUGGAAGUUUCCAAGAGAAUGAAGGUCUUGAGGUGCCUCUCUAGUUUGGAAGGCAUACUGUCUCUUUCCAAUUCUUUGUUGAAAGGGACCACUACGGUUGUCUCUGAAUUGGGUUCUGCAGAUUCUGAUGUAUUGAAGGAUCUAGGGAGGGCUUACAGGGAAAUUCUAUGGCAAAUUUCUUUGUGCUUUGAUUGUAAGGUGGAUGAGAAGCAGAAUGUUGAAGCAGAGCCUGGAAGUGCGGAUACAGGUGUAUCUAAUGUGUCUGAAAGGGAGAGUGAUGAUUCUGUUAAUAUUCCUUCCGUUAGAUACAUGAAUCCUGUUUCAAUCAGGAAUAGUUCUCUCUCACAAUGGGGAGUGGAACGUGAGUUUCUAUCAGUGGUUCGUUCAAGUGAUGGUUUCAGUCGUCGCAAUCGACAUAGUUUGGCACGUCUUCGGGGUGGAAGGGCUGGCAGGCAUUUGGAAGCUUUCCAUAUUGAUUCUGAAGCUUCAGCAAAUAAUGCAGAGACGACUCCUCAGAAUUUGAAGAAGAAGAGUCCUGAUGUGCUGGUUUUAGACAUCUUUAAUAAACUUGCUUCUACACUGCGUUCUUUCUUCACAGCUCUUGUCAAAGGUUUUACUUCACCAAAUCGUCGAAGAACUGAAACUGGAUCCUUGAGUUCAGCUUCAAAGAGCAUUGCGACUGCCCUGGCAAAGGUUUUUCUUGACGCUCUGGGUUUCCCUGGACAUGAGAUAUCACUUUCAGUCAAGUGUCGAUAUCUCGGGAAGGUUGUGGAUGACAUGGUGGCUCUUACAUUUGAUAGUAGAAGACGUACCUGCUACAAUGCAAUGAUUAAUAACUUCUAUGUCCACGGAACCUUUAAAGAGCUCCUUACCACAUUUGAGGCUACAAGUCAGUUGUUAUGGACCCCUCCUUGUUCUAUAUCCUCGCCAGGUGCUGAUCAGGAAAAGAAUGGUGACGGGGGCAAGCUGUCUCACAGUUCAUGGCUGCUCGAUACAUUACAGAGUUAUUGUCGUGAACUUGAGUAUUUUAUUAAUUCUGGGUUACUUCUGUCGUCAACCUCGGCGUUGCAGGCUCAGCUUCUUGUUCAGCCUGUUGCAGUUGGUUUGUCUAUUGGGUUAUUUCCUGUUCCAAGAGACCCAGAAGCAUUCAUCCGCAUGCUGCAGGCACAAGUUCUGGAUGUGAUACUUCCAGUUUGGAAUCACCCCAUGUUUCCCAAUUGUAACCCAGGUUUUAUCACUUCCAUCAUCACACUUUUUACUCAUGUGUACAGUGGCGUUAGUGACAUGAAACGAAAUCGCAAUGCAUUGUCUGGGAAUGGAAACCAACGACUCAUGCCCCAUCCUCCUGACGAAGCUACUAUCACCACCAUUGUUGAGAUGGGUUUUUCUAGAGCAAGAGCGGAAGAGGCGCUGAGACGCGUAGAAACAAAUAGUGUUGAGAUGGCGAUGGAAUGGUUAUUUAAUCAUGCGGAAGAUCCAGUACAGGAUGAUGAUGAGUUGGCUCGUGCACUUGCUUUGUCCCUUGGAAGCUCAUCAGAAACACCUAAAGUUGAUGGUGCUUUAAAAUCAUUGGAGGUCUUGACACAAGAGGGACAAACAAAGGCUCCUCCUGUUGAUGACAUACUUGCAGUGGCAAUGAAGUUGUUUCGAAGUAGUGAUUCAAUGGCUUUCACGCUGACAGAUCUGCUUGUGACUCUUUGCAGCCGGAACAAAGGCGAGGAUCGUGCAAAAGUAAUUUCUUUUCUUGUUCAGCAGCUAAAACUUUGCCUCCUUGAGUUUUCUAAGGAUGACAGUGUAUUGUGUAUGAUCUCGCAUACUUUAGCAUUGCUUCUAUCAGAAGAUGGAAGUGCUCCAGAAAUUGCUGCAGAAAAUGGGGUUGUCUCGAUUGCAAUUGAUAUCUUGAUGAAUUUUAUGGCUAAAACUGAGACUUCAAUUGAAACCCCCUUCCCUAAAUGCAUCAGUGCAUUACUUCUUAUCUUGGAUAAUUUGGUGCAGCCCAGGCCUAUAAUUUCUGUUGACAGUAAUGUUGGAACAGUAGGUAGAUCUAUACAUGGCUCAUCUGAAAAUCAUACUUCAUCUGAACCAGUAACAGAGAAAAGUUUAACUCCAGUCGCCGUUGAUAAAGAAUCAGUCCCUGCUUUUGAGAACAUACUUGGAAAAUCGACUGGUCAGUUGACGAUGGAGGAGAGUCGUAAGGUAAUGUCAAUUGUGUGUGACUUGAUAAAAAGGCAUGUACCACCUAUGGCUAUGCAGGCUGUUCUUCAGAUAUGCGCUCGAUUGACAAAAUCACAUGCUCUGGCUGUGCAAUUCCUUGAAAGUGGCGGCAUGACUUCCCUUUUUGGUAUUCCAAGAAGUUGCUUCUUUCCUGGAUAUGACACCUUGGCGUCAGCUAUUGUUCGGCAUCUUCUUGAAGAUCCCCAGACAUUGCAAUCAGCCAUGGAAUUGGAGAUACGACAAACUCUGAGUGGAAACCGUCAUUCUGGUCGUAUUUCUGUGAGAACGUUUUUGACAUCAAUGGCACCUGUUAUAUCUAGAGAUCCAGAGGUCUUCAUGAAAGCAGUAGCUUCUGUUUGUCAGUUGGAGUCAUCAGGAGGAAGACAUAUUGUUGUGUUAUCAAAAGAUAAAGAGAAGGAGAAAGAAAAAUCGAAAGCAUCUGGUGUUGAAGCAUCAGUAGCUACCAAUGAAUGUGUUAGGAUUUCUGAAAGUAAGACACAUGAUGGGUCCAUUAAGUAUUCCAAAGGCCACAAAAAGGUUUCAAUGAAUCUUACUCAGGUGAUCGAUUACCUUCUUGAAAUUGUAUCGACAUUUCCUACAUACAAAGUAGAGGAAGGUUGUACAGGUUAUCCAAGUGCCAUGGUUGUAGAUGAACCUACUACCAAAAUGAAGGGUAAAUCAAAGGUUGAUGACACAAUACCGAUGGGUUCAGACAGUAUAUCGGAAAAAUCAGCAGCCCUAGCUAAGGUGACUUUUGUUCUCAAGUUAUUGAGUGAUAUUCUUCUGAUGUAUGUUCACGCAGUCGGGGUUAUCCUAAGACGAGAUCUGGAAAUGUGUCAACUCCGUGGGUCUAGUCAUUUAGACUGCCCGGGACAUGGGGGAAUUGUUCAUCAUGUUUUACACAGUCUUAUUCCCCUUUCGGCAGAUAAAUCUGCUGGCCCUGAUGAUUGGAGAGACAAGCUAUCUGAAAAAGCUUCGUGGUUUCUGGUAGUCUUGGCUGGGCGCUCAAGUGAAGGAAGGAGAAGGGUGGUUAAUGAACUUGUGAAAGCCUUAUCUUUAUUUUCAAAUGCCAAAAGUAAUUCAUCAAAUACGAUUUUGUUACCAGAUAAAAAAGUCCUUGCUUUUGUUGAUUUGGUAUAUUCCAUUUUAUCCAAGAAUUUUUCUUCUGGCAACUCACCUGGUUCAGGUUGUUCUCCUGACAUAGCAAAAAGCAUGAUAGAUGGAGGAAUGGUGCAGUGCCUAUCAGGUAUUCUUCAGGUAAUUGAUUUGGACCAUCCUGAUGCACCGAAAAUUGUGAAUCUCAUACUUAAAGCUUUGGAAAGUUUGACAAGGGCAGCCAAUGCUAGUGAGCAAAUUUUCAAAUCUGAUACACAGAAUAAGAAAAAAUUAACAGGUCCAAGUGGAAGGUCUGAUGCGCAGACUGCUGACACUUCAGUUUCUCAGGAAUUACAAUGUAGUGAGAACAGGAGCGGUGAACAGGUGGUCACUGAUAAUACUGGUUCAGAAGCGCAUCCAUUGGAUGACUCUCAGAAUGAAAGUGAUCAUGCAAAUCCAACCCAGUGCAUGGAGCAAGAAAUGAGGAUUGAGGAGGCUCCUGUUACUGAUCCACCUGUGGAUAUUGGGAUGGAUUACAUGCGCGACGAGAUGGAAGACAGUGGCGCUUUAUCCAACAGAGAACAAAUUGAGAUGAAUUUUCAUGUGGAUAAUAGAGUAGAAGAAGAUAUGAAUGAUGAAGAUGAUGACAUGGGUGAUGAUGGUGAGGAAGAUGACGAUGAUGACGAUGGGGAGGAUGAAGAUGAAGAUAUAGCUGAUGAUGGCACUGCUCUAAUGUCUCUGGCCGAUACCGAUGUGGAGGACCAUGAUGAUGCCGCCUUGGGAGAUGAGUAUAAUGAUGACAUGGUUGAUGAAGAAGAUGAUGAUUUCCAUGAAAAUCGUGUUAUUGAGGUACGGUGGAGAGAAGCCCUUGAUGGUUUAGAUCAUUUGCAGGUAUUUGGACAACCUGGAACUGUGGGAGGGCUAAUUGAUGUUUCAGCUGAACCUUUUGAAGGGGUGAAUGUUGACGAUUUCUUUGGCAUUCGGAGGUCUUUUGGCUUUGAGCGUCGACGCCAGACUAAUAGAACUUCCUAUGAGCGACCAGUUACAGAAGGAAAUGGUCUUCAACAUCCUCUUCUCUCGAGGCCAUCACAUUCUGGUGAUUUAGGUUCAAUGUGGUCGUCUGGUGGGAAUUCAUCCAGGAAUUCAGAGGCCCUAUCAGGUAACCUUGAUGUUUCCCAUUUCUACAUGUUCGAUGCUCCUGUUCUUCCUUAUGAUAAUGCUGCAUCUAGAAUAUUUGGUGAUCGGCUGGGUGGUGCAGCACCACCGCCACUGGCUGAUUUUUCUGUUGGUUUAGAGUCAUUGCGGGUUUCUGGUCGAAGGGGGCCAGGUGAUGGCCGGUGGAGUGAUGAUGGCCAACCCCAAGCUGGUGGUCAAGCUGCUGUAAUUGCUCAGGCAGUCGAAGAACAAUUCAUCGUUCAAUUAACAAAUGAUUCUCCCACUGAAAAUCCUGCUGAAGAGCAGUCACAUAACCCGGGAUUAUCAGAGAGGCUGCAAGAACAUUUCCCGGCCCUAGUGGGUGACGACACUGGUGCUCAACUGAAUAGUGAUAGUCAUGAUAAUGGUAAUCAAGUUAAUCAACUAGAUGUAAGGCAGCUCUCUCAGGAAGAGAUCAAUCCAGUGGUUGCUUCUGAACAAGCAGGUGAAUUUGCACAAGGGAUUGAGCCUAUGUCCAAUCUGAAUGGUCAUGCUAGCAUGGAAGUUGGGAAUGGAAAUGCCAAUGUCAGCGAGCACUUGGAGACAUCACAUGGUUUGGUUGCUCAGCCAGAAGUGCUCUGUGGUAGGAGUGUUGAUGUACGUGUGAAUCCUCAUAAUGUACCACAUCAAGACGAUGGUUAUACAAGAUCCUCAGAACUAGAUAAUCAGUCUAGUUGCGAUGCAUUAAUGAUUUCUGGAUCAGAGAUGUCAGAUCCUGGUGUUCAUCAUGCUUCUUCGGUUCCAGAAAGUACCGACGUCGAUAUGAAUAGUGCUGACGCGGAAAGAGAUCAGACUGACCAACAAUUACCUAUGUCUGAGUUCAAUCUAGAGGAGCCGUCAUUACAGCAGGACAACCUCGUCCAAGAUGCAGGUCAGACAGAUGAAAGUAGUUUGAAUAAUGAGGCUCCUAAUGCAAAUGGUAUAGAUCCAACAUUUUUGGAGGCACUUCCAGAAGAUCUUCGUGCAGAGGUUCUUGCUUCGCAGCAAGCUCAGUCUGCUCCAGCUCCUACAUUCACACCACCUGCAGUUGAAGAUAUUGAUCCAGAGUUUUUGGCAGCCCUUCCUCCUGAUAUCCAAGCUGAAGUUCUUGCCCAACAACGUGCUCAAAGGAUUGUGCAUCAAUCAGAAGGACAGCCAGUUGACAUGGAUAAUGCAUCAAUUAUUGCCACUUUUCCUGCUGAUCUACGUGAAGAGGUGCUCUUGACGUCUUCAGAGGCAGUGUUAUCAGCAUUGCCAUCUCCAUUGCUUGCGGAAGCACAGAUGCUUAGGGACAGAGCAAUGAGUCAUUAUCAUGCUCACAGCUUGUUUGGAGGUAGCCAUAGGCUUACUAGUCGGAGAAAUGGUUUGGGAUUUGAUAGGCAGACAGUGAUGGACAGGGGCGUUGGAGUUUCCAUCAGCAGGAGGGCAUCAGCUCUUGCAGAGAACUUGAAGUUGAAGGAACUUGAAGGAGAACCAUUUUUGGAUGCUAAUGGGUUGAAAGGAUUAAUCCGGCUUUUACGCUUAGCACAGCCUCUGGGUAAAGGUCUAUUGCAGAGACUACUGUUGAACUUGUGUGCACACGGGGAUACAAGAGCAAUUCUGGUUCAUCUUCUGCUUGGUAUGAUAAAGCCAGAGGCUGCAGGAAUGGUUGGCGGUUUGACAGGAUUUAAUUUUCAGAGGCUUUAUGGAUGUCAGUCAGAUGUUAUUUAUAGUCGAUCUCAAUUAUGUGGUGGUCUUCCUCCACUGGUGUUGCGGCGGGUACUCGAGAUUCUUGCGUAUCUGGCUACUAAUCAUUCUGCUGUUGCUAGCCUUUUGUUCUACUUCGACCACUCUGUUGUUUCUGAGUCUGCAAAUAUAAACAGUUCGGAAUUUAACAAUGAUAAAGGUAAGGGAAAAAUCAUAGAAGAAGAUCGUCUGAACUCUUCUGCAAGCACUCAAGAGGGAAAUGUGCCGUUGAUACUGUUUCUUAGACUCUUGAGUCAACCACUUUUCUUGCGCAGUAUUGCACAUCUUGAGCAGGUCAUGGGUCUGCUUCAAGUGGUUGUAUAUGCAGCGGCAUCCAAGUUAGAUUUGCAGUCUCAUUCUGAAGAAACAGAAACUCCGAAUGAGAAUCCUCCCUCCAAUGAAAUUGCAACUGAUGUACAGAAAGAUCCUCAUUUAUCUGAGACAGAGAUUAAUCGACUUGACAAAAGUUCUGGCAGUUCAAAAACCACGUCAGAUGGUCAGAGAAACUUGAAGACUGUUGAUAUCUUCUUACUGCUGCCGCAAUCUGAUUUGCAUAAUCUUUGCAGUCUUCUUGGCCAUGAGGGGCUUUCCGACAAAGUUUACAUGCUUGCUGGCGAGGUACUAAGGAAGUUGGCUACUGUUGCUGCCCCUCACCGCAAAUUUUUCAUUUCGGAGCUUUCAGAUUUAGCCCAAAAGUUGAGCAGCUCAGCUGUUGAUGAGCUUGUAACGCUUAGGGAUACACACAUGCUAGGCUUGAGUGCUGGAUCUAUGGCUGGGGCUGCAGUUCUUCGUGUUUUGCAGACACUAAGUUCACUCACUUCAACCGGCACUGACAGUAAUAAGAAUGAAGGGGAUGAUGAGGAACGGGAAGAACACGCUAUCCUGUGGAAGUUGAAUGUUGCUUUGGAACCAUUGUGGAAAGAACUAAGUGAAUGUAUUAGUACAAUGGAGACAGAGCUGGCUCAGAGCUCUCGCUCUUCAGUUAUUUCAAAUAUUAACAUUGGGGAGCAGAUACAGGGUUCUUCAUCUUCUUCUCCCCUUCCUCCAGGAACUCAGAGACUCCUGCCUUUUAUUGAGGGUUUCUUUGUUCUCUGCGAGAAACUACAGGCAAACAAUCAAACAGUACAUCAAGAUCAUUCCAGUGUGACAGCAAGAGAGGUUAAAGAGUCUUCUGGGACUUCAGUUUCACUGUAUAUAAAAUCUGGUGCGGAUUCUUACAAAAGGUUUGAUGGUUCUGUCACGUUUGCAAGGUUUGCUGAGAAGCACCGACGCCUUCUUAAUGCUUUUGUGAGGCAGAAUCCUGGCUUGUUAGAAAAAUCUCUCUCUAUGAUGCUGAAAGCUCCACGAUUGAUUGAUUUUGAUAACAAAAAAGCUUAUUUCCGUUCCAGAAUUCGGCAGCAGCAUGAUCAACACGUCUCAAGUCCACUGAGGAUCAGUGUUAGGCGGGCAUAUGUUUUGGAGGAUUCAUAUAACCAACUUCGCAUGCGACCAAAUCAAGAUUUAAAGGGGCGACUGAAUGUGCAUUUUCAAGGUGAAGAGGGUAUUGAUGCUGGCGGUUUGACAAGGGAAUGGUAUCAAGUACUGUCAAGGGUUAUAUUUGACAAAGGGGCUUUGCUCUUUACGACUGUUGGAAACAAUGCAACUUUCCAACCAAAUCCCAAUUCUGUAUACCAAACUGAGCAUCUCUCUUAUUUCAGAUUUGUAGGCCGAGUGGUUGCCAAGGCACUGUUUGAUGGGCAACUGCUGGAUGUGUAUUUUACCCGCUCCUUUUACAAGCACAUCCUUGGCGUUAAGGUGACUUAUCAUGAUAUAGAGGCUGUUGAUCCAGAUUACUACAAAAAUUUGAAAUGGAUGUUGGAGAAUGACGUGAAUGACAUACCUGAUCUGACAUUUAGCAUGGAUGCUGAUGAAGAGAAACUCAUCCUUUAUGAAAAAACAGAGGUUACUGAUUACGAGCUCAUACCGGGAGGAAGAAACAUAAGAGUCACAGAAGAAACAAAGCAUGAAUAUGUAGACCUUGUUGCUGAUCAUAUUCUGACUAAUGCAAUCAGGCCUCAAAUUAAUUCCUUUCUUGAGGGUUUCGAUGAAUUAGUUCCACGGGAACUUAUUUCUAUCUUUAAUGAUAAAGAACUUGAACUGUUAAUCAGCGGACUUCCAGAAAUCGAUUUCGAUGAUCUGAAGUCCAACGCUGAGUAUACUGGUUACACAGCAGCGUCUAAUGUUGUUCAGUGGUUUUGGGAGGUUGUUGAAGGAUUUAACAAGGAAGAUAUGGCAAGAUUGCUGCAAUUUGUAACUGGAACCUCAAAGGUUCCUUUAGAAGGUUUCAAGGCACUGCAAGGCAUUUCUGGUCCCCAGAGAUUUCAGAUUCACAAGGCAUAUGGAGCUCCUGAACGGCUGCCAUCAGCUCAUACCUGCUUCAAUCAACUGGACCUUCCAGAGUAUUCUUCAAAGGAACAGCUUCAAGAACCAUUGCCAUGUACAUGUAAAAGCUUAUGGAUUGGGAUCAAUUGGAAGUAUUACCCGGUAGCAAACUACACAUGA